ACUGCGCAUGCGUGUUAAAUGACUCGGUGGUCGCUGGGAAGAAAGUGCGUUGGAUGACACCACUACACACUGUAUUGUAAGGAUUGUGUAGUUGUAUUAGUGCUUUAAUUUACUAAAAUGGCCGGGAUUAAAGCUCUCAUCAGCCUGUCCUUUGGGGGUGCUGUUGGACUCAUGUUCCUAAUGCUGGGAUGUGCCCUGCCUGUGUACAAUAAAUACUGGCCGCUGUUCGUCCUCUUCUUCUACAUCCUGUCUCCUCUGCCCUACUGUAUCUCAAGACGGGUGGUGGAUGACACAGACUCCGCCAGCAAUGCUUGCAAAGAGCUGGCCAUCUUUCUCACCACUGGAAUCGUGGUGUCGGCUUUCGGGCUUCCCGUCAUUUUCGCGAGAGCAGAAGUGAUAGCUUGGGGAGCCUGCGCACUAGUGCUAACAGGCAACGGCAUCAUCUUCGCCACCAUCCUGGGCUUCUUCCUGGUCUUCGGGUCUAACGACGACUUCAGUUGGCAACAGUGGUAAAGCUGCGUGGGACCUGCUUCCAAACUCUCAGACUAUUGUUACUACUGCUACUGUUUUUAUUAUUAUUGUUAUUAUUGUAAAUGUCAUUAUUAUUUAAAAGACCGGCCAUCUGCAAACAAGGACACACACACACACACACACACACACACACAAGAAAAACCAGUGCAAUAAUUUUAAUUGUGUUACUAUUUUUCCAGCAUGUUAGAAGGUGCUGGAAUCUGACUUACACUCGGACAGUUGUUUAUUUCUCUUGCAAACAAACUUCCCUUGAAUGUAACGAACAAUAAAGGGCGGCCGAGAGCUUCUCCUGGGCCCCCUCAUGGCACAGAAAACGCAAGACCCACCAGGCCUUAGAGCAAGCAGCGGCUACAUUUCACAGUUCCAUGUUAAUACCCAUAUACAUCUGAGGACAUGCGCUUUUAAUAGGAAGUUAACCAAAAUGUGUAACAGUCUUUCGCAAUGUGGUCAACCCUUCAGAUCCCGUGUCUGCGUUUGUAUGCUUCACUGAAGGAUGAGAAGAGUUGACCCUGUCAGAGGAGAAGAUGUACACAGAAAUGAGCGGUCACCUGAGGUUUGAAACCUGUACUCAUCUAUGAGUACAUAUAAUGAGUGCGUACCUGGUUCAAUAAAAUUAAAUACAGGGCUUUCCCCAAUGUAGAGACUGCUUUUUACUCCCUGCACACAGGCUAUCAAUGUUUGCAAAACACACAAUCGAUUGUCUUGGUUGUUUGUCUUGAGUCAGGACUGUCCUAAACAUUGACGUCAUUUGAUGUCAAGUGCAUUGAAAGGGAUUCACUGUAUGUGCUGUGCUGCUGUUGACAAAUUAACAGGUAUUUGAUAGAUAUAAGGCUGAGGCAUUGUCCAAUGCAACGUGUGCAUUCAUAGGCAGAACUAAUGCCAAUCCCUUGCUAUUGUAUUCACUGACAUGGAGAGAUGCUUGUAACAAACUUAAGUUUCAGGUGCACCAUGUUCAACCGAGUCACUGCAACCUAAUGAAAGUGUGUCCUGGUUCCCUGGCGACUUUUCAGAGUGCUAUACCCUGGAGCCAUACUCUGAAAACCCUCAAUUUUGGCACAUUCUUGCUUAUAGUAGCACAUACGCUGUCGCCUGCUUAUCAAAAAAUGUUUGAAAAUAAAUUGAAAUGGCCCCUUUGUUGUUAAGAUCAACGGUAUGGCGAGUAUUUAUUUUUCAAGGGUCAGAAAUGUUACCAUAUGACAUUUUUUUGGAAAGACUGUUACAUAUUGUAAGUUAACGGCAGUUUAAAUAGAGGAAUUCUAUUUGCCCACGUGAACCGCACCUUAUACUCUUCACAUACGACGCACUGACGCAGCUAAGUAGUGCUUUUACCUUUUCUGUUGAAUUCUAUGUGUUUAUUCUAAACGUGUCAGUUUCUAAAAUGGUGAAUAUUUAUGUAAUUACAAUUUCUGUACUUUCAUCUCAUUAUUGUUUUAUGCUACUGUUGUCUUCAGAGUAGUUUCUCACCUUCAUCGUUGUGACCUGGCUUAUUCAAAAUGUCUUGGGAGAAUGCCAAUUAGAAAACAUGAGGGGUAUUUUUUUGUUUGUUUUUGUUUUCUUGAUUACAGGUUUUCUAGUGGCACCCAGAUUUUAAAAAAAUGUAUUUGUAACGAGAUAAAAGUUGAAUGCGUAUUUUAUUGCACGUUACCCCCAACAUACAGUGGGUGCACUGGGCAUCAGGACACAUAUUUAUUAUUUGUUAUUAUUUUCCAAUAACAAGCAGCCAUUAGUUUGUGAUGUCAUAUUACCUGUAGAUUGAAAAUCACUUGCGGAUUCCAACCCACUUCCCCUCAGAAAGAAAUAUAAUCUUAUGUCAAACACAGGGAGAAUUGUUUUAUAUACAUGGGUAACAAAAGUUGAUCAAAAUGCUGGUUUGUAGAUGACCUCAAAAGUAUUAUGCCUAAUGUAUUUUGCAUCAGUGUGAACUUACCAGUUUGGGGUCAGUUUUGUUUCAAUACAGUCAAUUUAAAUUUGUUUAAGGAAGAACACAAAAUGUUCCACUGAAUUGAAUUAAUUGAAAUGCCAUUGACCACAACCCUGGAACAUCUGAUGCAAGCUGUUCUAAUGUGGCACUGUUCAUACUCUUCGUCAUUUCUGUCACCUUAUAAUUUCACUUUUGCUGUUCAUCACUGUUAUGUACACAUAAAAUGAUUAAGAGUAUUGUGAUUUGACGAAAUAUUUUAUGGACGUACCUAUUUAUACGUGUGGAUGUGUUACAGCAGUGGGAUUCAUGGGUACAAAUUUAAGUAGCAUUUUGUUGAUUCAUGCAUUUAUUUUACUAAAAGCUUUGUUAUCAUUUGUAGUUUAUUUUUUUAUAUCUAUAAAUAUGUUGAUCAGAUGUGCCGAACCAUUUCAUAGUGUUGAAUCUGGAAUCCUUUUUGUGGGAGAAAAAAUAAAGGAAUCACAUUUUGUAA
Conger conger (European conger) is the source of this 2942-nucleotide messenger RNA. RefSeq names its product leptin receptor overlapping transcript like 1 (gene leprotl1). Bases 118 to 513 code for a protein of 131 amino acids. Lineage: Eukaryota; Metazoa; Chordata; Actinopteri; Anguilliformes; Congridae. The transcript is spliced from 4 exons. The record is from RefSeq and is a predicted model, not a curated record. Gene Ontology annotation, cellular component: endosome. Gene Ontology annotation, biological process: negative regulation of growth hormone receptor signaling pathway; late endosome to vacuole transport via multivesicular body sorting pathway.